AUCCUCCCAAAUGGGGAUCACGUUCAGAGCCGGGCUGAUGCAACGGUUUCCACUUUUUAAAAUCUACUCUCGACCCACGUCCGAGCAGAAGAAAGGACAUUUGUUCCACCUGGGCUCCAAGUCAGCUGUGGUCCCGGCCAAGUGUGACACGAUGCCAGGACAAAUUCCGGAUCCCUCUGUGACAGCAGGAUCCCUGCCCAGUCUCGGCCCUCUGGCUGGCAUCUCUACCACCACGCUUACUGACGCCCUCAGGUUUGGUGACCUGCAGGAGUUUGAGACCAUGUUGUCCCCUCUGCACUUCCUGGGAAGCCUCAGGCCUCUUGGCAUCAAAACAGAGAGAGAUGAUGAAGAGGGCGAAAGAAGGAAACGAAGGCGAGAGAAGAACAAAGUGGCUGCAGCACGGUGUCGAAACAAAAAGAAAGAAAGGACGGAUUAUCUCCAAAAGGAGUCGGAAAGAUUAGAGAUGUUAAAUUCAGACCUGAAAAAUCAGAUUGAGGAGCUGAAAAUAGAACGGCAGCAGCUGAUCCACAUGCUCAACCGCCAUCGUCCAACCUGCAUCGUCAGGACAGACAGCAUCCAGACGCCUGAGAGCGAGGAAAACCCCUUGUUGGAGCAGCUGGAAUCCGAGUGAUGGCGCUCUGAUAUCUACCAACAACGUGAAGUCAACAAGAAGGACAACUUUAAAUGGAGAUCCAUUUAAACAGUGAGGAAGUUAAGACAUGUGAUGCUGCUGUUACACUUCAGACUUUACUCGGCUUUUUACUAUUGCAGCGCUUGCCUCUUACUCUGAUGUCACACUAUACCCACAAUUUUGGUAAAGUAACCCCAACACGAGCCCUUAGCACAAAUUUGCUUCAACAGAUUUCCAGUAGUUUUGGUUCAGAAAGGUAUUGUAAGAGUUAAAGUUAAAGUUAAAGUACCAAUGAUUGUCACACACACACUCGGUGUGGUGAAAUUUGUCCUCUGCAUUUGACUUAUCCCCUUGUUCACCCCCUGGGAGGUGAGGAGAGCAGUCGGCAGCAGCGGUGGUUGCUAAAAAAGUUGCUAUCACCGAGCUGAAAUACCACUAUAAAGCAUAAAAAGUGACCAUAAUAACGUUGCAGCUGAUAGCUGAUACAGUACAAGUCUGCCCUCUAGUGGUUGCGAGCAGCAACUCUUUGACUUUCUUGCAAAGUCUUAAUAGUUCAGAACUCGAAUGAGUAUUAAUCACCAUGAAGUAUGGUAAUUUUCUAAUGUUGCAAAUAUUGGGACUAUUAAGAGUGAGUAUUUUGUUAGGAAAAAUUCUUAUGCUGUUCUUUUUUUAUAUGUGUCAUCAUUUCUACUCAUGGCGCAGGCGUCAUUUAACAUGCUUACAUAUCAAAUAUACAUAUGUGGACAGUUUACAUUGUACUGUACCUUAUUUAGAGAAUGAUUAUGUUUUGUACUACCAACAAGUUUUAUAAUGAAAAAAAAAACUUUUGUAUCAUGCUAUGUUAGCGAUCAUAAAAGGCUAUUUGUAUACCUUUUUAAAGACAUGUUUACUUUGUACUGAACUUGAAAGCGUGGAUGUGUGCAUUUUGGUAAACACCGUCGUCUAGUGGCGACGAGGAGGACGACAGCAAAUCAAGGGCCCUUUAAUUAAAAUUUAAUUUUUCUUUAGAAUAUAAUUUUUUUUAACAAUUUAUUAAGUAAUAAAAUAAAAAUAUAUUAAAAAAAUAAUAAUAAUUUGAUAAGUUUUUGUGUAUAUAUAUACAUAUAUACAGAGCUAAAAUCGAUAAAAAUGCAAACGCAGAUAUGCAAGUCAGCCAAAUGUUUAAAGACCAAAUCUGUUUUGUGUUACAUGUAACAAAGCAAAUUGUAUUAUUAGUAUUUAACAUUCCAACCUUUUCCCAACAUUUGAUAUUAAUUAUAUUUCUGUACUUUUUAUAAUGUUCGGCUUUUUGUGGCCCUAAACUAUUUGUUUGUGGGCAAUGUUUUUGGUCUUAGAUCUCACAAAGGUUUGAUUUCAUAAUUGAUAUCAACUAUAGCUCCAAAUGUCACUAGUUUUUGAAAAUAUAAACAAUGCACAUGUCAAUUGAUUUGAUUGUGGUCAAAUCCUUUUCGAUCUUGUGUCUUCCAUCUGACCAUGUGCCCUAAAUAAUACAAGUGUUAUAUGCCAGUACACCCCUCUUUUGAUUCAUUCUAGUGUUUGAUAAGGAAGUGACUAAUUGUGUUCACUGGUGUAUAAGAACAUUCAUUUGAAAUACAUUCACCCCAAAUUUUAGGAGUGCACCAAGAAUGUCUCCUCUCUGUUGAAAAAUGUGGAAUAGAACAGAAUAGAAAAGAGGAAUGCAAU
Nerophis lumbriciformis (worm pipefish) is the source of this 2314-nucleotide messenger RNA. Its product is annotated as jun dimerization protein 2-like. Gene Ontology annotation, molecular function: DNA-binding transcription factor activity, RNA polymerase II-specific; RNA polymerase II cis-regulatory region sequence-specific DNA binding. Gene Ontology annotation, biological process: regulation of transcription by RNA polymerase II. NCBI's taxonomy places the organism in Eukaryota, Metazoa, Chordata, Actinopteri, Syngnathiformes, Syngnathidae. Gene Ontology annotation, cellular component: nucleus. The record is from RefSeq and is a predicted model, not a curated record.